Messenger RNA from Solanum tuberosum (potato), 522 nucleotides. RefSeq lists its product as uncharacterized. NCBI's taxonomy places the organism in Eukaryota, Viridiplantae, Streptophyta, Magnoliopsida, Solanales, Solanaceae. The transcript has 2 exons. The coding region runs from base 1 to 522 and encodes 173 amino acids. The record is from RefSeq and is a predicted model, not a curated record.
AUGUGUGUUGUUUUCCUCAUUAUGCUGCUUUCCAUCAUCACCACCAGUCCUCUAGCCCAUGCUCAAUUCCCCUUUCUCGGUCCCAUUCUUGGUCCCAUUUUUGGUCCCAUUCCCAUUGUUGGUCCCAUUCUUGGUCCCAUUGUUGGCCAACCCAUUAUACCACCGGUUGGUCAAGUACCACCGAUUGUACCACCAUUUCAUCUGUGCCACCGUAAAAUACCACCCAUUGGUGGAAUAGUGGCCAUUAUUUGUGGCAACACAACCCUUGCUCAAGUGAUCACAAAUGUUGAAGGUUUAAUAAAUGUUACAUUGAGCACCAAUACAAAUAUUUUGUUUGGAAAUACGUCAACUCUUUCAUGUGUUGCAAGGGUUGCUCUCCCAAUUGUUAAUUGUACUUUGUUGCCCACCUCAGGAAUUCUUCAAGCUCCCCUCAUGCUUGUUGGAAACAUCAUUCAGGGUGUGGGUGGUGUAGUUUUAUCAGCACUUGUGGGGACAUUUAGUUUAGUAGCAGUUAUGAUAUAG